AUGCCCGCGAAUUUUGAACUUGAGGACGGCUCUGCCACAAGGCUCAAGAGGGAUGCAUUAGCAGGAUACCAAUACCGCUGCAGACAGAAACGCUCUCUAUCUGCGAGCACUCUGGGCCAGCCUAUCAACAUUCGCUCCCAUGGAGCUGCGAACAUCGCUAGCGCUGAAACCAACCCUAAAAACCAGAGCCGUCUGGUCCGUCGUGAGAACCCUGAACGAGCGAGUCCGAAACAAGGCAAUCCUGGUUGCCAAAACCAAGGAUUCCCCCGCCUGUGCUCUUAA
Molecule: messenger RNA, 282 nt
Organism: Aspergillus nidulans FGSC A4
Lineage: Eukaryota; Fungi; Ascomycota; Eurotiomycetes; Eurotiales; Aspergillaceae
Exons: 1
Coding region: 1-282 (93 amino acids)
Source: RefSeq, a predicted model, not a curated record